Camellia sinensis is the source of this 1249-nucleotide messenger RNA. NCBI's taxonomy places the organism in Eukaryota, Viridiplantae, Streptophyta, Magnoliopsida, Ericales, Theaceae. The record is from RefSeq and is a predicted model, not a curated record.
UUUCUUUUCUCUUUGAUAGAGUAAAGCAAUUAAAUGUGUUUUUGAAAAAACCCACUUCACCCACUAUAGGCCAUCUCUAACGUUCAUCAAAUGAAUCACCAAAUUCAAAUUUAUUGAAAAAUAUGUAUUUUUUGUGCUCUAAUGAUUUUAUCAAAACGGUUUCAAAUUGAGAAAAUAUCAAAUAUUUCAUCAGACUGAAGAUUUGGAAAGCAACCACCAUGGACGUUGGGUGGGGAAACACACCGGACGACCGGCAGGAUGUCCGGCUGGUUGUCCCCCGAUCAUCCAGUUAAGCAAACACUCGCCAGAACAGAUCUGGAUUCUAAUAUGCAUUGAGGAUGGGGGUGUUCCUACAAAAGACUCGCACAAUAUACUACGAGUUGCCUCACUUUCUUGGCCUUUUUCAGUCCAAUCCCGAUGACCCAUUCAUUCCCACCACAAGGUCCUUGCCACAGCUGAACAGUCCCAGAAGCCGCCUUCACAGACCACCCACCACAAGCACACCAGUCGUCUUGCUUCCGAACAUAGUCCGUACCUUCUUCAACAUGCUCAUGACCCGGUCAAUUGGUAUCCAUGGGGUGAAGAAGCAUUCGAGGAAGCUCGCAAGAGAGACGUACCCAUCUUCUUAUCAAUUGUGGGAAACUAUUGGACCAAGAACAACUACAACAAUGGUGGAAACAGCAACAACAACAAUUGAUAUGACUCUCUCUCCUCUCUUGGGUACUUCUCUAACAUGGCUUCCUUGAUCCCAAACAAUGGUAGAAACAGAAUAGAAAAUGGUUGGAUAAACAACCACAAAGUAUCAUUCUCAAAUGCAAACUCAAGUGACAAUUUUGCACUGACUGGUCGUCCGUUCGAUUAACUGGUAAUUUGAUGAAAAGUCAAUCCUUUAGUUGGAACAUGCGAUAUCAAAUAAAGGAAUUCAUCCUUUUUUUACUCAGAUUUGGUAAAAUUUUUAGUGAACCGUUGGAGAUAUCCAGAAGUGGGUUUAUGAUAUUCAAUAUCAGAUCUAAUGCGCUUGUUUUUAAAAAAGUAGUAAGGAGCAGCAUUAUAUAUCAUCAAUUCCUCUCUCACAAUAACACUCCCGCAAUUCAAGUUCAUGACAAUUUAACUUUGAUAUUACUUGUCAUGUCUCCUAAAACCAAUUAGUAUUAAUGAAACCUUUACUUUUGUCUUUUAUAGCAUUCGACAUUGUGUCUCACGGAUUUUUUUUUAGAGUAGUCAUAGGGAGUGACAUUAUGUACCAAUA